Molecule: messenger RNA, 1884 nt
Organism: Fraxinus pennsylvanica
Lineage: Eukaryota; Viridiplantae; Streptophyta; Magnoliopsida; Lamiales; Oleaceae
Source: the annotation of a GenBank genome assembly
AUGGGCAACGGAAUAGCAAAGAUUAAAUUGUGUUUCGCCGGAGACCCUGGAGAGAUUUCCCGGCGUCACGAUAUAGCCGUAUGCUUGACGGACCCUCCCGAUGAAGGCUUUGGUCAUUCCUUCUGCUACAUACGGCCCGACCCACCUCAUAAAAUCAUCCAAGAUGACUCUGCGACAGCGUGCAUCCCGGCUACUCAAACGGCGGCGUUUCGCACUAUUUCCGGCGCCUCCAUCUCCGCCAACGUCUCUACCCCUCUGUCGACGGACCCCUUCCGGUUUGCUAGUUCAACCUCUCUCGAUAAGGCCUCGGCUUUUGAAAGCUCCCAGUUUUUCUCUUCUAUUCCCCUCCAGCCAAUUCCCAGGAAUCCAAUUUCCUCCGUCAAGUCCGGCCCGAUCUUGAGGAAUUCAGUUCCGGGUUCUGGCCCGAUUGAGCGUGGAUUUAUGUCUGGCCCGAUUGAACGCAGCUUCGUUUCAGGCCCGUUGGAGAACCAGUUUGAUCAGUUGCAGAGGUACAGGCCCAAAUCCAAGAAAUGGGCUGUGAUUAACAAUUUGAAAAAGGUGAUAUCAAAAUCAUUACAGGGUUUAUCUAAAGAAUUGAAUAAUAAUGAGCAUAAUAAUGGUAUAUCUAGUGGGAGUCAUAGUGGUAAUAGCAGUACUAUUACUAGUAAUAAUUUGAGUAGUCAAGUGAGCUUAACUGAUGAUAAUGAUGAUGUUGGAAAUGAAUCCUUUGGGAGUCAAAAUGUGCAGUGGGCGCAGGGAAAGGCUGGUGAAGAUAGAGUUCAUAUCGUGAUUUCUGAAGAACAUGGAUGUGUUUUUGUUGGGAUUUAUGAUGGUUUUAGUGGACCUGAUGCCACUGAUUUCUUGUUAAACAAUCUUUAUUCCAAUGUUUACAAGGAGCUUACUGGAUUAUUAUGGUUCGACAAGUCAGAAUCGUGCGAAAACACCGUCGAUGGUCAGUCGUUUAUGUCCAAGAGUUUGGAUAGUAAGGAAAGGGUGGAGUUGGAUAGAAAGUUAAGGGAGAAAUUGAGUAAUUUGGAGGCUGAUGCGGUUCAAGGAAACACUACUAUUAACCAUUUGGGGGUGUUGAAAGCUCUAUCCGAGGCAUUGAGGAAGACUGAAGCAUCGUAUUUGGAAAUCUCUGAUAUGAUGCUAAUGGAGAACCCCGAGUUGGCCUUGAUGGGAUCUUGUGUUCUGGUUAUGGUGAUGAAGGGUGAUGAUGUAUACUUGAUGAAUGUUGGGGACAGUCGAGCAGUUUUAGCGAAAAAGGCUGAGAACAAUGGGAAGAUGAGGAAGGAUUUAGAUGAAAUGCUUUACUGCGAUGAAUUUGAGAAUGUGCAUAACUUGAGUUCUUGUCAGCUCACAAUGGAUCACAGUACAUCUGUCAAAGAGGAAGUUAGACGGAUUCGAACUGAGCAUCCAGACGAUCCCUUGGCGGUUUUCAAUGGAAGAGUGAAAGGUUCAUUGAAGGUCACUCGGGCUUUUGGAGCUGCCUUCCUCAAACAGCCCAAAUGGAACAAUGCUCUCCUGGAGAUGUUCAGAAUGGACUAUGUUGGAAAUUCCCCUUAUAUUUCUUGUUCCCCAUCACUUUGUCACCACAGACUCGACCCGAUAGACAAAUUUUUGAUUUUGUCUUCAGAUGGCCUCUAUCAGUACUUCACAAAUGAAGAGGCUGUUUCUGAAGUAGAAAUGUUCAUGAUUACAUUUCCUGAAGGCGAUCCUGCCCAACAUCUUGUCGAAGAAGUACUGUUUCGAGCUGCAAAAAAAGCUGGUAUGGAUUUUCAUGAAUUGCUUGAUAUCCCACAAGGAGACCGUCGAAAGUACCAUGAUGAUGUGUCGAUUAUCAUUAUUUCUUUCGAAGGAAGGAUAUGGCGUUCAUCAGUGUAA